CCGGUAAACGCCAAUGUUAUGUGCGCAUUUGUUUUUUUCGCCGACUGGAAACACGUUUAUGCUAUAAGUUUGUGCUUGACACGCCGGUCUCUUUGAUUUAAACUUGAAGGUGUGGAGCCUGUCAUCUGGUAAAAAUGUCGGAGCAGUUGUUGCAGUGGUGUGUGGAACAGUUACAUCACAAGUUUGGAUUGGAGGCGGGUGAAGAAAUCGUCCAAUAUAUUCUAUCAAUCGAGAAGGCUGAAGAGAUUGAGGAAUAUGUGGGAGACCUCCUGCAGGGUACAGAUGGGAAAAAGGGGCAGUUCAUUAACGAGCUCCUCAGCAGAUGGAAGAAGACUCAAAGACAGGCAGCAGAUACCACAGGUCUUUUCAUUCUCAAAGAAUCUGUUUCAUCACCAGAUGCACAAGAUAUGACCCGAGAUACCCAGAAGAAAUCUAAACGAAAAGGACGCAACAAACAGGAGGUGAUGACCGUGAGCCAAGCAGAACCUGUGCCAGAAGCUGUAAAAACCCCCAUUGAUCUGAUGAGGGCCCAGGAAAAUAGUAAUACAUCAUCAUCAAAGAAGAAAACAAAGUUUGUCAAUCUCUACGCUAAAGAGGGUCAGGACAGGCUGGCUGUGUUACUCCCAGGUCGGCAUGCUUGUGAAUGCCUUGCCCAAAAGCACAAGCUUAUUAACAACUGCAUCACCUGUGGCCGUAUUGUGUGUGAGCAAGAGGGCUCAGGACCCUGUUUCUUCUGUGGCAGCCUGGUCUGCACAAAAGAAGAACAGGAGAUCCUCCAACGAGACUCCAACAAAAGCCAGAAACUAAGAAAGAAGCUCAUGGGCGACUUCGGAGAAAGAGAAUAUCUCUCACACCAAGAGGCCACGAUGAAGGCUGGGCUGGAGAAAGCAAUUCAGCACAAAGACAAACUGCUGGAAUAUGACAGAAAUAGUAUCAGAAGAACACAGGUUCUGGAUGACGAGUCUGAUUACUUUGCCACUGAAUCCAAUCAGUGGUUGUCACCCAAUGAGCGAGAGAAACUGAAGAAAAAGGAAGGGGAGCUGAGAGAGCUUCGCCAUGCCUCUCGCAAAGACAGGAAGAUCACACUUGACUUUGCUGGUAGACAAGUAAUUGAAGAGGGAAACAACCUGAAUGAGUAUUACAACAAGUUGGAUGAGACCCUCAAGGCAAUGAGCAAUGAAUCGGUGUCCAAAUCACCAAUGUAUUCUGAAAGAAAGGGUGGACGGCAGGGCCUCAGAGAUUUGGUGAAUCCCAACAUAAUGCAAUCUGCGCCAGAGUGGGUUGAUGUUGGAGGGAGUGAAAGCCACAAGAAACCAAUGGAGAAGGGAAAGAGUGCAAUGGAGGACAAGGGAAGAGAAGAAAGACACCGGUUGAGGCUCCAAGACAAAGAGCUGCAGGAGAUGUCCGAUGGCGGCUGGUGCCUCAGCAUGCACCAACCGUGGGCCUCGCUACUGGUAAAGGGCAUCAAGAGGGUAGAAGGACGAACGUGGUACACGUCACACCGUGGGCGACUUUGGAUUGCAGCUGCAGCAAAGAAGCCCACCCCUCAAGAAAUCGCAGAGGUGGAAGCCAUGUAUCGCCACAUUUAUAAAAAAGGGCCCAUGUUUCCUAAAGACUAUCCCACUGGCUGCUUGCUGGGCUGCGUUAAUGUGACUGACUGUCUAUCUCAGCAGCAAUUCAGGGAACAGUUCCCUGAUACCUGUGAGGAGUCUGCUUCUCCAUUUGUCUUCAUCUGCACCAACCCCCAGGAGUUGCUCGUGAAAUUCCCCAUGAAAGGGAAGCACAAGAUCUUCCUGGAUUGGCCUCCCCAGAGCACCGUUGAAGCGGUAUCGGAUCUUCUUGACAGAGGGCAGAACAAAAGGCAGCCGUACAAAGAAGAGCUUUUAAUGUCCUACAAGAAGCCUGGAGAACUAUUCCUGAAGACUACUUAAACUUAAAUACUCAAAUAUUAACUUUUAAGCUUGCUGGAACUGUAUAAACUUUGUUUUUGUGUUAUGUCCCACAUGUUUCCCUUUUUCUAGCAAAAUAUAUGAAUUGAGGGAAGGUUCCAGUCUUUUGCUUAGUAUUGUAUGAUGGAAAUAAUUCAUUUACACAUAAGCUACAUAUGCAAAUGAAUCUCUGUAACCACAUGCAGUGUUUUGGACAGUACAGAACCAAAAUGCAAUUGUUCCUUAUUAGAGAUGUAAAUAUAAAGUCCUUUAACAGCUUUUAAAGAGCUCUUCAUUCACUUUCCACUGAACAUAGAGUAACUUGUGAACAUAUGACUCCACUGAGUACUUUGUGAACAAAGCUUAUCUUCUGCUGCACAGAUUAGUCACACUGAUGGCUCUCCAGCAGAUACAAUAGAGCUCUCUUUUGUUCAGGUUUCUCACGACAAGAAAGGAAGUCAAGGGUAUAAUUGCCAAGAUGAGAAAUUCAGCUUCGACACCAGGUCACGAUGGAAUCUCAAGUAGUGUAAUUCAUUGACAUAUAUAAUCUGAAAAUCGCUGGAAACUGGAGUCUUUUUUUCCCCCCGAGGACCUCAAGGUUGACAGUGUAGUUCUUCUUUAAGCCUGAAGUGCCGCCAACAUUUUCUUUCAUCUUUUUUAAAAGCCCUCUAAAUAGUUGGACAGCAUAAUAUCACAGCAUUACUUUUAUGCUGACAUUAUACAAUAAAGCAAUUUCGCCAAAGUAUUUAGUAAUAUUUUUCUCUCCAGUGGACCAUUGAUAGAAACUAUGAUAAAGAUGUUAACUUAAAUUGUUGAAUGCUGAUGAAAACAUGCACUCUUGAGAGAUGUUAUUAAUAAUUAUAAUACCACUGUUAGUUAUGGCUUUGCCUUUCCUUAUGAGAAACAACCUUCUCAUAAGGAAAAAUCAGUGGUCUUCCAGUGAUCGCACUGAAUUCUUUCCAAUUAAUUGACAAAUAGUUGCAUCUGAUCACCAGACAGAUUGCUAACACGCUGUAAUCAGUGCAACUUGUCCAUAAACUGUCUGUUUGCAGACAAGCUGACCUGGUAUUUGCAUUAUUAUUGCAAACUAUUUUUUUAAGCAAUCCUUUCAAAGGCAGUGAGCUUGUAAGGCUAUUUCCUGUCUGAAGAAUUGUGCUUGCAGCACAAUGUCCAGCCACCGGUUUCCCUAGAUUGGAUGUAGCACUAGAUCCUAUUGGAUGUCUCGAGUAACUCGUGGUUUCAGAUAAGCUUACAUUAAUCACUCUUGGAAAGGUCUAACUUGGUAUUUCUUUGUCAGCGGGGAAAAUUAAAUUACUUGAACACACGUGCUGUUAGCAAACAGUAAAACACUGCUCGGAUAAUGAUUAGUCCAUCAGUUUACCUCUGACAAAAACACAGGUUAUUGUUUAUUCCUUUUCUCUCCUGUGUUGCCUUUUAUUUUAGAAGAAAACACAACACAGUUGAGGCUUCUCAGUUUACUCUGCCUGUAAUCAGUUGGGUUUUUUAUGCAGAGGAGUUUCCAUUCGUAGUAAGUUAAUACAGCUCAGCUGCACCAGUGUUGUUGCUGAGAUUAUAAGUUUAACUACUAUUUUACUUCUGAUAUUCAGUUAAGUGAAUUGUAUUAGAGGUGGUACUUCGAUUAACAGUGUAUGUAACACUAUCCCACAGAAACGCAUAAUAUCCCAGUAACACACAGACAGUACUUUGUUGUGUAGUAGCUCCAUUGCAUGUUUAUCAUAUGAUUUGUCUCCAGGUUGCUCUGUAAAAAAUGCAGAACCUAUUAAGUACUCUUGAGGGAAUUGCUUAAAGCAAAGAAAUCCAUAUUUACAUGUUCUGUGUAACAGCCACAAGCCCGGGGACUACACAUCAAAAAUACACAUUUCUCAUUAUUUAUUUGCUAAACAUUCAACAUCUCACUUCCUGCUCUUCUUUCAGUGUGAUUAUAAUUUUCUGUGUGCAUACAUUAUUGAGCUCUUGCAAUAUGUAUAGCCCAUAAUCACUCAGUAUGGAAAUCACACAACAUAUACCCUGAGAAAAUACUGCAUCUUAAUUUUGUUCAACUAACCAUCAGCUACACUGUUACCUUGUGAUUACCGUUUUUGUUUUAAGUGUGAAAUCACUGCACCAUGUGAUUGCAAAUUACCUAACAAAUGUCCAUCUUUUCUCUUGAGAUAGUCGUGAUUUUCUCUUUUUUCUGUCCUCUGUUUCUCCCUUGUGCUGUUCUUCUUCUUCUGUCAUCCACUGCUGGGAGACAGAAAGAGGUUAGAGCAACGGAAGUCCUUUUUUGGUUAUUUAUUCAUGGAUUUUCCAUUUAAUAUUCAUGCCUUUCUCAGGACUAUCUGGGUGCAGAAGAGAAUUUGCUGCCUCGGAGGCUGCAGGGGCCAAAAAUCGGGUUUCAGCUCCAAUGAGCCCAGCAGAUGAAGGGAAAAAAAAGAGAGAGAGGGAGAUAGAGAGGGAAUGAGCAAGUGGGGUUUCAUGUGUUCUCUAGUAAAUGAGAGGCAGGCCUUGAAGGUGACAGGCUGUGUUUAUUACUGAUCUGUCAGCCGGUUAAUGGGGAGAGUAGAGGAGAAGAGAGAGGAGGGAGCUGAGCUGCUGAGUAGAGACCAGAGCACACAGACAUGGGAGCCAGAGAGAGCCCCAAGCAAUAAACUUUGCCAUGCUAGAUCUGCUUGUCCUUACAGAUUCAGUAACAACACUCCUGCAUGCUAAAUUAGGAACUGUAAAUAACUGAAUGAAUAACAAUGUGUUUUUGCAUUGUUUUAAAAUUGGGAUGUUUCAGUAAAUGAACACUGGCAGAAAGCUCUGCGAUCAGUCAUUUCCAGACUAUACUUAGUCAAGACUUUACACACAGAGGAAUGUAUUAGCUGGCAUCCAAGUCAGUAUGAAGAAUGAAGCAUGGCCUUCUUUUUUUACCUGCGUUGGGAAAGGAUUACGCGUUUUUUCUUUGCUCGUCUAAACUCACCUGACCUCCACGUAUGUUUGACAUGUAGGUCUGCACUGAGUUUGGUGAGCAUCUUUUGCCACCUCUUAACGUCAUGAGCUUUCAGGGAUUGAUUGUUAUGCUUGUUAUGCACAUUAUGAUAUUACAAAAGCCUAACAGACUACAGUGAUAGUGAUGGGAGAUUUUACCUAAAAUCCAUAUUACAGUGAUGUAACCGUUACAUAAUUCACUACAAAAUGGGUUUUAAUGUGUAUAUUUUUACAUUUUUACAUUUUUACAGUGCAAUAAGAAAACAAAAUUGACUUUGAGCCCAACUAAGUAUUUAUUUAUUUACAUUUUGGCUUAGUAUCCUAAAUAGAUUUGUUUUACACCCCAGUUAACAAAGGUUAUGAGCAUACACUAACUGGGCACGAUAAGGCAGCUACAGUAGUUGCAGAUUGGCUGACUGCCUGCGUGAAAGAUUUAAUUUAUUGAAUAUAUCGACAUGAGUAAAAUUAGGUCGGUUAGAAAGUCAUAAUGUUGAUUAAUGGAGUUAUUUGAUUAAUUGCCCAGCCCCAGUGAAAAGAGCGAGCGAUUCGUCUUGGUGCUGACAGGAUAUUGAAAGGAUGUCUUUGCAUUUUGAGACACGAUAUGUUGAAUAUUUUUUUGCUAUGUUUGUUUCCCUUCACUGAGUUGAGUAAGGGAAAAGAUGCUUUGAAGUAGAAGCCAGAUCUUGGUUUGGAAAAUUAACUAAGAGCGUAUUUUUAAAAAAAACAUUUUUAAAUAUUGUGUAGCCCCGGCAGGACAUGCUUUGCCUCGGAGCUUUGUAGCAUUUGAUUGCAGUUGAGCUCAGAGGUUUUAUCAGCUGCCCUUCGUAAUGAAACCUUCUGGCUUUAUAUUUUACUAAAGGGUGAAAAGGCAGUGUAAAGAAAUUGCUCUUUGUUGUAACAAGAGAUUUGUCUUUUCUUAUCUUAACAAGCAUUGUUGCCUUUAUCAGACGCCGUUACAAAAUACAUAUCAGUCAGCAUUUGACGUGCUACUGCUGUCUUCAGUGUCACGUUGCUGUGUGUGCAGCAUCCUUUCUGUACAAUUCAUAUGGCUGUUUUUUUUUUUAAUUCAUAUUGCUAUGUUAUUUUAAUCUUUACAGUGAAUGUGUGAACACACCAUAUGUGGCACUGGUUUGAACAGCUUGUAUUCUUGUCUGUGUGAUAAAGGCAUUUGAAUAUACUGCACUGUGUCCUUCAUCGAGAUGCAUCGAGUAGUUAUAGAUUAUCUCUGGAUCAAGUUCUGAUGGUAUCUGAGAGGGUGACACUUAAAAAAAUUAGUUUUCUCAUCAGGUACGUGGCAGGCGGGAGAGUAAUACUUGUACCUUACACUCAAUUCCAAAUUAGAGGUUUUGUAACCAAAUUAUUUUAAUGCUACAAAUAGUCUUCACUUUUUUCCAGGCGAGAGGGGAAAAAAAACAAUUUUUUUUUUCACAUGGCUGCUUGGCUCAUCACACAGUUGGUUUCAAUCUUACCUGCGGCUUACAGAGAACACAGCUAAUUAUUUAUGCACAGUCUACCCAGAUCCAGGGUUUCAAGCACGCGGCUACUCAUCGACUUAACAAAGCAGCAAACUCAACACACUUUCUUCUGUGUCUCCAUUCGUGUGCAGCAUUUAUAUUACUUGGUGAACACACUAUACAUUAAUAGCACCUUUUUCUAGCUGCAUUGUAAAUAUAUAAC
Molecule: messenger RNA, 6575 nt
Organism: Haplochromis burtoni (Burton's mouthbrooder)
Lineage: Eukaryota; Metazoa; Chordata; Actinopteri; Cichliformes; Cichlidae
Gene: trip4
Product: thyroid hormone receptor interactor 4
Exons: 13
Coding region: 135-1931 (598 amino acids)
Biological process (GO): positive regulation of DNA-templated transcription
Cellular component (GO): nucleus
Molecular function (GO): transcription coactivator activity; zinc ion binding
Source: RefSeq, a predicted model, not a curated record